GGUCCUUGAGCCAGAUGAGGGGAUUUUAAUCCAGUUAAAGUUUUCAGAUGGUCAGUUGCAGAGGAGAAGAUUUUUGACUUCACAGCCAUUCCAGGAUUUGGUGGCAUUUGCAGGUGUCAAUGACAUGGCCAGUGAAGUAUUUUCAUUACAGCUGGCCAUGUCACCAACACCAAUGUUAAGCACUUUGACUGGCACUCUGGAGGUAAAUGGGAUUUCUGAGUCCUGUACAUUGUACGUUCUAUGGAUGUCAGGAGAUGAUGUACAGGAAAUACUGUCAAAUGAGCAAGAUUCGUCUACUUCAUGUGGGAAUGAAUCUUUGCUAUCCACUUCCAGAUCUCUUCUCUCCACGGUUCCUACACCCUCCAUAACUACCAAUACUAACAUGUGUCCUCUAGACAUUGAGUCUCAGACCUCAACAACUUCACUGCCUCCCCUACUGACCUCCCCCACUCACAGUCUUUGCCUUCCUCCAGACACUGUACUCCAGCCCUCUACAACUCUUAGCAUUUUCCCUCCUAUACCCCUUGGGCCCCUCACCUCUACCACUCACAACAUUCGCCUUCCUCCAGACGCUAUACCACCCAUCACCUCCACUCACAGUAUAGUUCCUUCUCCAGACACUAUGGCCCUGACCUCCCCCACUCGAAGCAUUUCUCCUCCUCUGUACAUUGCAACCCCAGCCACCCCCACUCACAGCAUUUCCUCUCCUCUUGAGCCUGUACCCAUCUUAAGUCCCACACUUGAGGUAGACCAUGAUCUGGAUGAUCACUUCAUGUCAGAUGGGUAAGUACUCAUGUCCUGCUAUCCUCGUUCUAUGGUGAGUUUUUAGAUGGUCAAAUUUACUUGACAAUACCAUGCCACGAAUGCCUUAUUCAUACAGGUGUUACAGGUCAAGAAUUUGUCAUUGUGAUGAGCCUCUGAAGUAAUAAAGCCAUAAUUAAUUUUUUCCUUCCUUUAGGGUUGAUGUUUCAGACCUUCUUAACGUUCUUAGGUCACAGAUUGAUUUUGGGACUUGUCCAUCAGCCAACCUUAUUAAUGUUUGCCGUGAUGACAUCAUGGCAUGUGCAGUACGUGCUUUUGAACGGCCUUUGUUUGAUCCAAUGAAGAAGAUUGAUAUUAUAUUUGUGGAUGACUGGGACAUGUCAGAGGGUGCUGUGGAUGAUGGAGGCCCAACCAGGGAGUUUUCACGACUGUUGAUGCAGGCCAUUAAAGAGAGCUCUCUUUUUGAGGGCCCAGAAAACGAAAAACAUCUU
This is a messenger RNA of Astyanax mexicanus (Mexican tetra), 1253 nucleotides long. RefSeq lists its product as uncharacterized. The record is from RefSeq and is a predicted model, not a curated record. Lineage: Eukaryota; Metazoa; Chordata; Actinopteri; Characiformes; Acestrorhamphidae. The transcript has 3 exons. The coding region runs from base 125 to 787 and encodes 220 amino acids.